AUGGCGGAAACAAUGUUAGCGUUAGAAAGAGAGGCUGUUAUUCGUCAGCAGAAUGUAGCAGAUAUGAUCGCCAGUGGCGCCUCUAGCGUGGGGAAGUUCUACUCCGGAUCUAAUGUGUUUGUCACCGGGGGCUCCGGCUUCAUCGGGAAACAGCUGCUUGAGAAAUUAUUCAGAUGCUGUAAUGUGAACAAAGUGUAUUUAUUAUUGCGAGCAAAAAAAGGAAAACCCGCGCAGCAGCGCGUUAAACAGAUUCUACAAGACCCUGUAUUUGACAGUUUGCAUAAACAGAAACCAACAUUUCCGGACAGUAUAUUAGCAGUUUCUGGUGACGUCAGCGAAUUGAGACUUGGACUAAGUUCGUCUGAUUGGGAUCUUGUUACGGAACAGGUGAACAUAAUUUUUCAUACGGCAGCUACAGUCAACUUUAACGAGAGUAUGAAAGUUGUUGCAUUCACAAAUGUCAGAGGAACCAGGGAGGUGUUGCGUUUAGCUAAGUGUUGUAAAGAAUUAAGAUCUAUAGUUCACGUAUCAACAGCGUACUCUCACGCCACCAAGGGUCGAGUGGGACAAGCAGUGAAGGAACAGUUCUACGAUAGUCCUGUGCCACCCAAUGCUUUUAUAGAUAUGGCAGAAAAUAUCGAUGAAAAUAAAUUGGAAAAUAUGAUGCAACUUGUGAAGGAGGACUGGCCGAACUCUUAUUCAUUUUCAAAGGCACUCGGGGAAGAGCUUGUACGUUGUGAAGCAGGGAACUUACCUAUCACUAUUGUUAGACCUUCAAUUGUUAUAUCUUCAUAUCGAGAGCCAUUGCCCGGUUGGAUUGAUCCUAUGAACUCAUUGGGCGCUAGCGGACUUAUUUUAGGAUUAAGUACUGGUAUUAUUCACGUGUUGAAAUCGCGUCAAGAUAAUGUACUGAGCCUAGUGCCGGCCGACCUCGUCAUCAACACGAUGCUGGUCGCCGGCUGGGAGACCACCAAAGCGCAGUCUAAGGAAGAAAAUAUUAAAAUUUAUAACGUCACUAACAAUCGGAACUCGAAUAUAUGGUGUAAAUAUUAUUAUUGCUAUUACUAUCAUUAUCAUCUCCGUGGCCUCAUCUCACUCACAUGUAGGCGCACUACGUUCAUAACAGUCAUGUCUUGGCUUUAUUACGCGGAAAUUGAAGAAACGCUGGAUACUUUUGGAAGGAAAAUGAUUUCGUCUCGCGCUGUUUGGUAUUGCUUUUCGAUACAGACGGCAAAUAAGAUAUUGUAUACUUUACUAUUCUGGCUUUUACAUUUCAUACCUGCAUUCAUCGCUGACACAGCUUGCAGAUUAACAAACAGGCGUCCAAUGUUAUUAAGUAUAUAUCAAAAAGUAUACAAGUUAUCAUCGGCGUUGGAAUACUUUAUUCUCAAUGAUUGGAAAUUUCAUGACAACAACACUCUCCAGUUACACAAAAGCAUGUCGAGUAUCGACCGCGAGGUUUUUAACUGCGACAUGGGAAAUUUAGACCGUAAGGAGUAUUUAAAAGUAUGGUUUUAUGGAGUUCGCAAAUACAUCAUUAAGGAGGCAGAUUUUAAAAAUCAAGAGGAAACUGAUAGAAAACAAUUUUGUAUACUACAGUACAUACAACUCAGACACCUUAUUCGAUAA
Papilio polytes (common Mormon) is the source of this 1629-nucleotide messenger RNA. Its product is annotated as fatty acyl-CoA reductase 1-like. The transcript is spliced from 11 exons. Gene Ontology annotation, biological process: long-chain fatty-acyl-CoA metabolic process. Gene Ontology annotation, molecular function: alcohol-forming very long-chain fatty acyl-CoA reductase (NADP+) activity. Gene Ontology annotation, cellular component: peroxisome. Bases 1 to 1629 code for a protein of 542 amino acids. The record is from RefSeq and is a predicted model, not a curated record. NCBI's taxonomy places the organism in Eukaryota, Metazoa, Arthropoda, Insecta, Lepidoptera, Papilionidae.